AAGCGCCACGCCACCUAACGCCCCCACUCUCCACCCUAUUGCCCCCACGGCCACGCCCGCCAUUGCCUCUCUCUCUCUCUCCCUCUCUCCCUCUAUAUAUACGGGCAGUCUUUCGUUCUUUCGCGGAAAAAGAGAUCUGUGGGAAGAGCCUAAGAGAGAGAGAGACGGAGAGUGAUCGGGGAAGGAGACGAGGGAGAGGAGAGCAUCGAUGUAUGCAAUCGACGCAUCUGUGUCGAAGGGGUAGGCCUAGGAUUCAUCGCCGAGGGAGUCGCAACCAUUGAGAUCCAAAUAUUAUGAGCUGGUUUGACAAGCUGCGUUGUUCUUCCAAUCUUCGCCGCUUCAUGGCCGGCCUUCUCAUCUUCAUUCUCUAUCAUUCUUUUCAAUUAGUUUCUAAUUUCUUGAUUCCUAUACACCCUUAAUCUGUUUAAUUUACAAUCCUCGUUUCUUUCUUCAUCAUCAUCAUCAUCCCACGCGCUGUUGAUUUAAUUCUGUUUGGCUGUCGAUUGCUUUCUAAAUGGACUCCGAGGACUCCAUCCCUGACGGUUUGCUCGACGGUUCCUUUGCCUCCCACAUUCCGAGGCCAAGCUCUCCACCUUCUGUUAUUGUUAUUGGUGGAGGUAUUUCGGGUGUAGCUGCAGCACGAACUCUCUCUAGUGCUUCUUUUAAGGUGCUCUUGUUGGAAUCACGAGAUAGGCUUGGUGGUCGAAUACACACCGACUAUUCAUUUGGCUGUCCUGUUGAUAUGGGAGCAUCAUGGCUGCAUGGUGUUUGCAAUGAGAAUCCCUUGGCUCCAUUGAUACGGCGUCUGAAUCUUACAUUAUACCGUACCAGUGGUGACAACUCUGUGUUAUAUGACCAUGACUUGGAAAGUUACAAGCUUUUUGACAUGGAUGGUCGUCAAGUUCCCCAACAGAUGGUUAUUGAAGUUGGAGACGCGUUCAAGAGAAUUCUGGAAGAGACUGAGAAAGUAAGGAAUGAAUAUAGUGAGGACAUGUCUGUUCUUCAAGCAAUUUCAAUUGUGCUGGAAAGGCAUCCAAAUUUAAGACAAAGUGGGCUUGCACAUGAAGUGUUGCAGUGGUAUAUAUGUAGGAUGGAAGCUUGGUUUGCCGCAGACGCAGACAUGAUAUCACUUAAAACCUGGGAUCAGGAGCAUGUCCUUUCUGGUGGUCAUGGACUUAUGCUUCAAGGCUAUUACCCUAUAGUUAAGGCUCUUGCAAAAAACAUUGAUGUUCGAUUGAAUCACAGGGUUUCAAAGAUAUACAAUGGGUGUAAUAAGGUGAUUGUCACAGUUGAGGAUGGGAAGAAGUUUGUUGCAGAUGCUGUUAUUGUGACAGUACCCGUUGGAGUCCUUAAAGCUAAUUUGAUUGAGUUCAAGCCUAAAUUACCAGAGUGGAAGGUUGCUGCAAUUUCAGAUCUUGGGGUGGGCAAUGAAAAUAAAAUUGCCCUACGAUUUGAUAAUGUGUUUUGGCCCAACGUGGAACUGUUAGGUAUUGUUGCACCCACAUCUUAUGGGUGUGGUUAUUUUCUGAAUCUUCACAAGGCAACAGGCCAUCCUGUUCUUGUUUAUAUGGCUGCGGGCAGGUUUGCUUAUGAUCUUGAGAAGCUAUCCAAUGAAUCUGCUGCUAAUUUUGCAAUGCUUCAGCUCAAGAAAAUGUUCCCUGAUGCAACCAAACCUGUCCAGUAUCUUGUAUCCCGAUGGGGAUCUGACCCCAACUCGCUUGGUUGUUACUCGUACGACUUUGUUGGACAACCUGAGGAUUUAUAUGAGAGGCUUCGAGCACCCUUGGGCAAUCUCUUCUUUGGAGGCGAAGCAGUCAGCAUGGACCACCAAGGAUCUGUGCAUGGUGCAUACUCGGCUGGAAUUAUGGCUGCUCAAAACUGUCAGUUGCAUCUAUUGCAGCGACUGGGUAACUUGGAAAUGAUCCAGCUUGCUUCCUUCCGGGAUGAAAUUCUGGAAGCCACGGUUCCAAUUCAGAUCUCAAGGAUUUGAAACAUCCAUAGAUGAUGAACUGAGAAAGCUAUAUAGUCCACCCGAUUUGUCCGUCAUUUAUAUAUUUUCAGCGACUCAUGCAGCAAAAACAAAUCUAAAGAGGGAAAAGUCUGUCCGGAGACAUCCCAUAAGUCUUUUUUAUGUUUAUAUUUUUUUGGUGGUAAAAUGAAAAACGCUUGGGACUGUAAUACACAUUCUUCUGCAAUGAUUAACUGCGGGUAUACCACUCUUCUUA
This is a messenger RNA of Malania oleifera, 2225 nucleotides long. Its product is annotated as probable polyamine oxidase 4. The transcript has 10 exons. Bases 515 to 1990 code for a protein of 491 amino acids. NCBI's taxonomy places the organism in Eukaryota, Viridiplantae, Streptophyta, Magnoliopsida, Santalales, Ximeniaceae. The record is from RefSeq and is a predicted model, not a curated record. Gene Ontology annotation, cellular component: peroxisome. Gene Ontology annotation, biological process: polyamine catabolic process. Gene Ontology annotation, molecular function: polyamine oxidase activity.